UAAAAAGAGAGGGAAAAAGUUCAAUUAUUUGAAGGAAAUAAAAAAAGGUGCUCUUCUGGUUUAGAGAGAGUGGAUCGGAGUCUACAAAAGAGAGAUGUGAGAGAUGAAGCCUGCUCCACUUUUUUCUUCAUUCUUCAUCUUCUCUCUUUGUGUUCUCUCUCUCUCUCUCUCUCUCAGAAAAAAAAAAAAAAAACAAAUAUGGAUUCGUUCGAUUUGGAUAACGUGAAAGCAGAGAAAGCAAAGGCGUUGCGGCGUUUCAACCGCUUCCGGCGAAUCGGAAGUAUCUUCCGUGCGGCUGAGGUUUGCGUGGCUCUCCUCCUCGUCUUUUGGACAUUCACGCGCCUUCCUUUCGCCGUUCAGAUCUCCGGAGCGUUUCUCCGCCGUAUCGCCGCCCUUGUAUCGACUCCUCUGUUCGUCUUCCUCCUCGGCAACUCCAUCGUCCUUGUUCUUCUCACCAAGUCUUCCUCCGAACAGACAACCGCCUCCGCCGCCGCCUCAACAACAAACGCAGAAACAGAAAUCUACGAGGCCUUCGUCAGAUCCGUAGAGAGUCGAUCCAAGCCGUCCGAUGACGAAGACUUGGCGGAUGAGACUGUCUACCACGACAAACAGGUGAUCGUCACUCAUUUGAACGCGGAUGAGAAUAUAACACACGUCCAGAUUGAUCAUCCCAGUGGUAAGGUCUAUGGAAGGAGCAAAUCAGACGUUUCGGCAAAACAGAGUAGUAGUCCAAAUAUUAUGAAACAACGACGUUCUCUACAGAGAUCCAAGACAGACAAGUGCUGCAUCGUCAGGGAGAUUGAAAACCAAAAAGAGGACGACAACAACAAGUAUGAUGAUCCAGAAGAAGAUGAUAUGAGCAACGAAGAGUUUCAGAAAACGAUCGAAGCUUUCAUAGCAAAAGAGAGAUUGUUUCGUCGUCAAGAAUCUUUAGCCGUCGUUGUCCAUAACAUAAAGCCUUAAUAAUAUCUUUAAAUAAAAGGCAUCAUCAGUAUUCUUAUAGUAUUAUCGAAUCAACUUCAAGCAAACAACCAAAGUUUUGUGAAACUUGACCAUAUGGAAUCUUGUUUUCUUUUCUUUUUUUUUUUUAAGAAAAAAAUAUAUUCCAUGUAUAAUAAUAAUAUCAAUCAUCUCUAUGUACAGUAAUUAGUUGCUUAUUAUGAAAGAUAUAUAUUAUAUUUUUACUUGUCUCA
Messenger RNA from Camelina sativa (false flax), 1193 nucleotides. RefSeq lists its product as uncharacterized. NCBI's taxonomy places the organism in Eukaryota, Viridiplantae, Streptophyta, Magnoliopsida, Brassicales, Brassicaceae. The record is from RefSeq and is a predicted model, not a curated record.